UUGGGUUCGGGCUGCGUCGUUGGGGCAGUUCACACGAGCAUCCCGACCGACCAAGACUCAAGCUGCACCAAGUGCACGACGCGACCGGCCUCGACCACCGCACCUUCAUGUCAUGGCGAUUCUGCAGACAUGCUGCUGUUGGCACUCGGUGAGGAAGGGCAGCUAUGCAAGUGCAAUAUACACCAUGUUGUACUUCUCGCUGACUUCUGUAACCCUCUACAUGAUCCUGGAGGGAGAGGACUGGGGACAAAGCACAAGUUCAAGUCAGGCGCACGAAGCUGUGGAAGGUUCCCUUCUCUUGGCAACAAUAGCGCCCACAAAGAGCAUGAAAGGAAAUGUUAGCAGCUUUUUGGAACCACAGGGAAUAUCACAAGUUACGUUGUGGAUUGCGGUUGCAGUGCUUACUUGUGCCUUCUCCGGCAUCCUCUCGUCCAUUUUGCUAUUAAUCGGACUUUACACAGACAGAAGAAGCUUACUUGUACCUUGGGUUUUCACUGUGAUGGGUACCAGCUCGAUGGAUUUGUGCCACACUUUUUAUCUUCUUAUAUUUGAAAAGCUGGAGUUCAACCCGUUGACUGGCAUUGUGCUGACACUGGAUUUCUUCCUGCUCAGUCUGAACGUUUAUUGUCUGCUGUGUGUGAUCUCGCAAUAUCAAGAGUACAAGGCGGGUCGAGGCACUGCAUACCAUCAACAACAACUGGGAUCCGUGCGCUACGUGGCUCAACCAAGCGCGACGACGUUCGUUCCCGCAAUCAAAAAGUCAGCCAUCAAAACAGACUCGCUGCAGGCACCCUCACUGAUGGAACUCAGGGCGUCACCCAGCGUCAGUCCGACGGUGCCACUUGCGCCGGCAAUUCAAAGCAAUGGUAUCCAGUCUGGUGUUCCGCAUAGAGUGCGGUCUGUGAAGCGUGUCCAAUUCCCUGACGCUUCAGAUGUGUCAUCGACCUAAUUUCAACCAUCCGUGUGUUAUACCAUUUACUACUACAUGGAGAUGUGUGCACACAUAUUUGCGAUACCUUGGCACUAAUUCGUCGUCUUCCUGAUGUUGUCCAUCAAAUCCCUCCCAAUGUUAACGAUUUGUUUCGAGAAAGUGACCUGUUAGGGAUAUGAAACAUAUAUCAAUACACAAUUUGUUAAUAUAACAAAAUUGAUCUCAUAAUAUUAAAGCUUCUUAUCAAAUCAAUUCAAAUGUGUUCCCAUGAUAGAAAAUCGUUUUAUUUCAAGGCAAGUGCAAGAUAUAGCAUUAGAUUUGUUUCCUUCUGCGCACAGCCGCACACUAGGCUGUUAACCUAUUGUUUAGACGGUUUUGAGAGCAGCCAUCAGAGGUGCCCGCAACUUUGCCUCUUCAGCCAACUGGAGCCUGGAGUAGCUACUAGCUAGAAAAUCGGAAAAUAUGUGCGCUGUUUGCCUCUGUCACUGCGAGUGGAGGGGGUACGAGAGCGUGCUCUUUCGCCCACUCGCUCUCCCCCUCCACUGCCCCGUCGUUAGCGAAUAUUUCUCUUGCGCCUGCCUUCGUUUUAUUCAAUUGAGUUAACUUUUUUCGCAUCCAAAACGCGCAAUAAAACGAAAGAAGUAUAUUUAAAAAAUAAAAUUUAUAAUUUCAUGCUGUUUUGCCUUAGCAAAAGCUAUGUUAGACGAUGUUCACAAUGUUGCACAUUUCCGUAUUAUAUUUUGAUAGUUAGAAAUAAAAUGCCUGCUGCACAUUCCUUCCUUAUGUGUAAAUUCCCUCAUUUGUCAUAAAUUUGCAUUCAGUUGUACCUAUUCUCUGGAACACUUUUGUAAAGAACUACUAACAAGUUAAGACAACAUCCCAAUGCAAUUUCAUAAACUCAGAUUACGAUCCAAAUAGCUUCUCAAGAAGAGAGCAGAUUUUAUACAUAUAUUAAUCAUAUAUUAAUUUAGAAAAAUAUACUUGAACCUAGAUGUUUAUUAGCUUCACAAUAAAGAACUCUGUCGUGAUCGACAUCAUUUAAUACUAACCAACAGAAUUUGAUACUUCGCGAAUACUUUAAUAUUUAAAUCAUCUCAAUAAUAAAAUCUGUACGAAUUUCUUGGAUUCGUCACCAAGCGUAAUGAGCGUUUUUUCGGUUUUUCCAUGUGCAUUUGCUUUUCCUUGCAUUCCAAAAUAAGAUCCACGAUGAAUCGCAAAAAAAAAUGGAAAUCAUAAUCUGUACCCUAAAAUGCUGUAAAUUCCGCUAGAAAACAACAAUUAUUUUUAUUAUAUAUUUAUGAUUUCUAUAUCAUAUUUUGAGAUCAGUAGCAUCCGUAUAUUUGGAAAAAUAAUUGUUCAAUGUUGAAAACUCAAAUUUGAUUAUGCAGGUAGAUACAAUUUAAAUCCAAGUGUUAAUAUUUUGAUCUUUUGUAAAAACUCAAGCAAUGCUGGGAAUUGAAAGAUAAAUAUUCUCAUAAUUAACACUCGACAUAGGUUGUACACAAAAUGCAUAAAAUCUGCCACGGUUAUAUUUUUAUGUAAUAUGAGCAUAUUUUACUCGUGUACUUUUACAAUGUGAUAAUAAACAAAUAUUUGUAAUUUGAAA
Cloeon dipterum is the source of this 2537-nucleotide messenger RNA. RefSeq lists its product as uncharacterized. The transcript has 9 exons. The coding region runs from base 113 to 949 and encodes 278 amino acids. NCBI's taxonomy places the organism in Eukaryota, Metazoa, Arthropoda, Insecta, Ephemeroptera, Baetidae. The record is from RefSeq and is a predicted model, not a curated record.